UUUUCGCUGUAAAUUUUUCAGAUUGGGGACCUUAAGGGUUUUUUCGGAUUGGUUAUGGUCAUUAUGCAACAACUGAGAAUUAAAUUGAAAGUAUUGGACGACUCUUACGGAAAUGGAACUGGUUGGUUAUUUCAUCCCUGCUACUCUAUCCCCAGCUAAGUAUAUUAAAAUUUCACACUACUUUUUCACGUACCAGCUAAUACAUCGCUCAUAUAACACCAUGGAAAGCUUCUAGCAUUGCAGGAGACGGAUAAGCCGUACGUUAUCAAGGUUUUGGAAGAUGGAGACCUUCAAACUCUUGGCAUGACAGAGUAUGACAAGAGAUUGACCCACUCCUUCACUGCCCACCCAAAAGUUGACCCUGUUACGGGUGAAAUGUUUACAUUUGGGUGUUCGCCUAUGCCACCUUACCUCACAGACAGAGUGAUCUCGAAAGAUGGCAUUAUGCAUGACCCAGUCCCAAUUACUAUCUCAAAGCCAAUAAUGAUGCAUGAUUUUGCUAUUACCGAGAAUUACGCAAUCUUCAUGGAUCUUCCUAUGCACUUCAGGCCAAAGGAAAUGGUUAAAGAGAAGAAAAUGAUAUAUUCUUUUGAUCCCACAAAAAAGGCUCGUUUUGGUGUUCUUCCACGCUAUGCCAAGGAUGACCUCAUGAUUAGAUGGUUUGAGCUUCCGAACUGCUUUAUAUUCCACAACGCCAAUGCUUGGGAAGAAGAGGAUGAAGUCGUUCUCAUCACUUGUCGACUUGAGAAUCCAAAUCUUGACAUGGUCAGCGGGAACGUGGAAGAAAUACUUGAAAGUUUUAGCAACGAACUGUAUGAAAUGAGAUUCAACAUGAAAACAGGCUCAGCUUCUCAGAAGAAACUAUCCGCAUCUUCAAAUUAUUUUCCCAGGAUCAACGAGUGGUACACUGGAAAGGAAAAUAGAUAUGUAUAUGGUUAUGGAACAGUUCUGGACGGCAUCCCAAGGGUUAAAGGAAUUAUCAAGUUUGAUCUGCAUGCGGAAGCUGAGACAGGGAAAACAAAGCUGAGAGUAGGAGGCAAUAUCAAAGGGAUAUAUGAGAUGGGACAAGGUACAUAUGGUUCCGACGCUAUAUAUGUCCCGGGCGCGACAGCCGAAGAAGACGAUGGCUACUUGAUAUUCUAUGCUCAUGACGAAAACACAGGAAAAUCAUGUGUGAAUGUGAUAGACGCAAAAACAAUGUCGUCUGAGCCAGUCGCAGUGGUGGAGCUGCCACACCGGGUCCCAUAUGGUUUUCACGCCUUGUUUGUUACAGAGGAACAACUACAGGAACAAACUCUUAUUUAAGCCAAAGUGGUGCACACAUAUAGACUAUUCCUGAGAUGCCAAAGUCAGGAAAAAUCCUGGAAAAUAUAAAGUUCAUCUACCAUUUGUUUUAACAGCGGUUGUCGUUUUAUUGAUCAAGUUAUUCCAAGUUAUGCAAUAAGGCAAAUUUUUGUUAACUAAAUAUAGAACUUAUUUAACCAAACAAUCGUUUUUACAUAAAGUGUAACGUUUUGGGUAGUGCUUUGAAAAUUUACAUAUCCAGUGCUUUGACAA
Messenger RNA from Brassica napus (rape), 1557 nucleotides. RefSeq names its product carotenoid 9,10(9',10')-cleavage dioxygenase 1-like. Gene Ontology annotation, biological process: carotene catabolic process. The record is from RefSeq and is a predicted model, not a curated record. Gene Ontology annotation, cellular component: chloroplast stroma. Lineage: Eukaryota; Viridiplantae; Streptophyta; Magnoliopsida; Brassicales; Brassicaceae. The coding region runs from base 304 to 1305 and encodes 333 amino acids. Gene Ontology annotation, molecular function: carotenoid dioxygenase activity. The transcript is spliced from 9 exons.